This is a messenger RNA of Stegodyphus dumicola, 5311 nucleotides long. RefSeq names its product nephrocystin-4-like. Lineage: Eukaryota; Metazoa; Arthropoda; Arachnida; Araneae; Eresidae. Gene Ontology annotation, biological process: protein localization to ciliary transition zone; negative regulation of canonical Wnt signaling pathway. The record is from RefSeq and is a predicted model, not a curated record. Gene Ontology annotation, cellular component: cytoskeleton; ciliary transition zone; ciliary base.
CCGAAAAUGGAUGAUUCCUCGUGUUCGAUUCAUUUAAAUAUAUGUAUAUUAGAGAACUGAUGGAAAGCGUCAGUGAAGGACAGGAAUUAAUUCGUUUGCAAUGUCUUCCAUUGCCAAAAGAAAGAAAAUCCGAGCGGAGAAAUAAUUUGCAAACAUAUUGUGUUAAACUUAAGAAUAUUGACGGAUUGUCAGAGACAACUGCUUCUGAUAGUUAUCAGUUGCAAGCAGUUUUAUUUGAUGAAAAACAUAGAACCUUCAUUGGUAGUUUUUGGAAUGGGAAGCCUGUUGAAGUCAAAAACAGGAAAAUUGUCAUUAAUCAAAGUUUUUAUUUUUAUACAUCUAUUCCUGGAGAUGAACUGCUGUUAAUUAUUGAAGUUAUUACUCCAUCUAAAAUACAUAAUGCUUAUAAGAGUGCUGGAUGGUUAUAUAUGACCUUGAUUGGAGCAGAUAAAGCUGGACCAAAUGCUAGCAACUCUUUACAAUAUAAAGUGCCUUUAUUAUGCGGAACUCCUUUAGCUUUGCUUAUUGUUGAAGAUGGAAUUAAAGGUAUCAGUUCGACACAGCAUACAGCAGGCCUGGAGAUUUCUUUGUCUUUAUCACGCCAUCCUGAGCUAUUGCAGCUUAUUCACCUUGUGCCUGAAAAUGUGGUGUUUGAUGCAACUUAUGUAAUUCCUGGUCUAAUUCUUGAAUCACCAGACGUAAUUAAAGAUCCUGAAUACUUAUUCAAGCCUCAUCUUCAAAAGUGUAUAACAUUAACAUUAGAGAAAGUAUGUAUUAGAGUACAACCCUCCUUACAAGAUGCUGAAUUUAAAAUUAUUGAAAAGGUUAGAGAACACCUUGACAGUGAAUUAAAUAAAUCAUCAAAAGCAACUAUAGCUCAAAGACGACUUCAGGUAGCAGUAUAUAACGGUUAUCGCUUUAUUCAUGAACCUGACUAUUAUCAUCUGAUUGUGGAACCAUUAGUUUCUUCAACAAUGGAUAAUACUGCAAAGCCUUUGAGGGAUGAAGUUCUUAUUUUACGGAGUGAUAUCAAGUUACCUAAUGUGCCAGAUGAUCCUGAUAUAGCUGUUGUGUUUCUGAUUGAAUACAUAGUUUCAUAUCCUGGCUCAAACGUGAAGGAAAUGUCAGUCAUCUCAUCUGCAAGCAAAGCUCCAAUGUCAAAUUUUGGCAUUUGUUGGGGAUUUUCUACACUUAGAAGUCUGAGAGCAAACUCUUCAGAGAAUAUUAUUUUGACUUGUAAUCCUGCCUCAUAUCCUCAUAAAACACUUUUUGUGAAAUUAGCAAAUAAAUUUGAAAUGUCAUUUGUAACAUUUUCACUUUUGAAACAGAAUAAAAAGUCAAUGUUUCCUGUCCCUUCUGCUGUAGAAAGACAAUCUGUUGGAAGUGUUUCAGUUCAAGAACCACAGUCUGUUGAAGCAUCAAUUAUGUAUUCACCUACUAUAAAUCAUCCUGCUCAGAAUUAUAAGCCAACUAUUAAUAGCCCUUGCCAACCAUUUCAUUCAAGUUCUGAUUAUACUGAGAAAGGAAAAAUAAAUGUUAACCGUGCAUUUCACUCAACUCUUGAAUAUGUAGAGAAGGGAAGGACAAGUUUAGAAUUCCAAGAAAAUGCAAAUAACAUGGCUUUGCAAGAAGUUACAAUAGUGCCAUCAUCUUUACCUUUGAUUCCGCCUUUGUUACAUUUAUUUCCUGUUGAUUCUGGAUUGCCCAAUUAUUCAUUUACGAAGCUAUACUGGGAUAAACUUCAGCCAGUACUGGAUCAUCAUGGCAAACCUGCAGUGCAAAUUGAUAAUUCUAUGCCAUACAGUAUAGACCGAGAUUUGGAACUUCAUUCUCCACCACAAAAAAAUGAAUACAUGUUUCAGUUACUUGCUAUUUCUGGCUUGGAAGAAUAUUCACAACUUCCUUCAGAGAUAUUUUUCACAUUCCAGUUUUAUCGGUUUUUAUCAGUUAGGAGUGAGAGUCUUCUGUUGAAACCUCUCUCUGAAGAUGUCAAUAAUGACUUUCCUAAGUCAUCUGUAGUGUAUGCUUUUCAUACAUCCAGAAGCUCAAAACAGUCUCUGGGAUUUCAGGUAACAUAUCAUAUUGAUCCCUCUGAGCUUGACAGUGGAGAAUAUACAGCUUUCCUUCAUUAUAUAAUGAAACAAACUCUUCACAUUGAUUUAUGGAAUGGGCAAUCUUUAUUAUACUUUGGAACAGUCACAUUACCAUUAAAGUAUCUUUGUAGGCAAGGAAAAGAAGCAGCUUUCACUAUUUUGGAAUUAGAUAUCAUAAAUUGUGAAUUUUCUGAUGAUUCUCUUAAUCAGGCAGCUGUUCCUAUACAAUCAGCUAAAGGGAAACUGCACCUCCGUGUAGCAAGCAUAAGGCAUCCACUGUCUGCAAGUGCCUUAGAAAAAUAUGCAGAAAAUAUAAAUAAGGAGUGUGUUAUUGUAAAUUCUAACACGGAUACAUCUCCUAUGAAUUUUACAGUAUCUAAAGCUCGACCAAUUAUUGAAACAUCAAAGGAGCUUUCAAAUUUUCUUGCAUCAAGAUGUGUAUUGAAUAAUUCAAAUGCAUCUGACGAUUCCCAUCUUUCAGAGGAGAAAAGACGUAAACUUGCUAGAAUGCAAGCCGUAAAAAAUCUGGAAAAUGAAAGCAAAUCAUCAGAUAGUAUGAAUGAAGGCAUGCAACAUUUCUUCAGAGAAAGGCAACGAGACUUACUCAGCAUUGAAUCUUACAUUCAGAAAAACAAAUCUGAAUUAAUACAGUCCUUACUUCAUACUUCUGUAACUUAUGAAAAGGUCAUUUACCCUGUGAUUGGAAAUAAGUCCUUUUUUGAAUUCGAGCUUGAAAAUCCUUUUAAGGAGACCAGAAAAGUUACCAUUUCUUGGAGAUGCUCAGAGUUAAGUUUGGUGGUUGACUCUGCUCUGUGGCAGAUGUUGAGAAACAUGCAUAACAUUUCUCAAAAAGUUGAUUUUCUGUCAUAUGGUGAUAAUAAUCAACAAGUAUCAUCGAUUUUACUUCAGCCAAGAGAAAAAGUAUAUGUGCCUUUCACUUACCAGUGUUUGACAGCACAGCCUAGUCAAUUGGAUUUAUUCAAAGCCACUUCUGGUCACCAUUUCUCUUCAGAUAUGUUAGCUUCGGUUCCUGUAUCUAAUAGUUUAGAAAUCCGGUAUGUUAAGAUACGCUUUGUUACUGAAGAUCAAACACUUCUUGCAUUGUUAAAUUUAAAAAUCCAGCCUCUUCCUCCAUCAUUUACCCAUGUUUUUAAAUUCCUUUCCAUGGAACACUCUGUGUUUAAGAAAAGCAUUAGAAUAAAUACAGAUGGUAUUGUUGGUACUAAAACUAUUGUGCUGUCAUCAGAUUCAGAAGUUUCUUGUACCAUACAGGAGUCUCAAGAUUGGGAAGGAGAUGUUAAUGUACACCUUAAGGCACCUACUAAAGCUUCUGGUAAAUGUCGAGAGUUUUAUAUCUUCAUUUAUAAAGAUAAAUAUCAGAUUGUUUCAGUGCAAACAUGGAUUGUUUCAAUUUGUCCUCUUCAAAGGAUUGAUUUGACAUGCAUAGCUGGGCAGCUGAUGCGAUCGUCUUUGUUAAUCAGAGGAACUCAUGCUACCAACUUGGUUAAGUGCUUUUCAAGUUCAGAUGAAUUGCAGCUACAUCCAUCUGACCAUUUUGUGUUAUCACCAUUUGCAGUACAAGAGCUGUCAAUGAAUGUUAGGUCACUUUUGCCUGGAAUAAAGCAUUUCCAAAUCACUAUGGUAAAUCAAGCUCUAGAACAAGUACUUCAGUCGUGGCUUCUUGUACUCUCAUGUCAAAAGCCAUUCGUAUCUAAAGCUUUUCAAGUUCAUAUUUCUGUUGGAAAAGAAGCUACUAAGCGAAUCACAUAUACAAAUUCUUAUCAUCAGAGCCGAAGUUUUGUUCUGCAUUCUAGUCAUCCACAUCUUCUGAGGUUAAAAGAGUACUUAUUUACAAUCCCUGCUGGGAAAAAUUACUACAUUGGACUAUAUUUCCCACCUCAGGACUUUGUUUUCACUGAAACUCUCUUUCUGUAUCUCAAUGAUUCUGAGGAUAAAAAUGAAGAAACAUAUUGUAUUAAAGUUAUAUGCCAAUGAAAUAUAUCCAGGAAUCAUUUAUAAUGUAUGUGAUAUGAGCACUGAAGUCUGUAUAGAGUAAUAUUUGAAAGAGUUGUAUUAACAUUUUAUUUGCCAGUAUUCUUUAUCUGAAACAUAUCCAGAAAAAUAUAUAUAUAUAUAUAUAACAAUUUAUUUAUAUAAAUUAUAUUUUCAGUGAACCUGAUUUUUAAAAUAAUUUUUUUCCAUUAAAAAGGUAAUAUAUUUUUAUUACUUCUUGGAAGUAGAUGUGUUUUAAGCAUUUCUGAUUCCUUUGAAAUUUCUAGACAUGAAAACUUCAGAAGUUAAAAAUUCAGACAUAUUGAUAUCGAUAAAGUUGUGAAUUUUUUUUUUGCACUGUUAAUGAGCUUGCUAAGUUUAUAAGCUUGUCCUUAGACCUUAAUGACUUUGAUGUUUGUCAUAUUAAUCUAAAGUACAAAUGAAUGCAUUGCAGUAAAGUAGAUGAGAGACAAAUGCAGGUGUUCUAAAAUGACAAUAGGCCAAAAAAUAUAUUGAAUUAUUCACUUUCAGCUAAAUUGUGUAUAGUUAUAUUUUUUCUGUAAUUAGUUAAUAAUAUAACAAAAAAUAUGAAAAUGUUAACAAAAAUAAUUAUAUUUGAAUUUAUGAACAUUCACCUGAUGCAUCAUUAUUCACAAAUAAGAAAGCCUUUUUAAUUCUUAUAAUGAUUAAUUAAGCUGACUGUUAGACCGGAUGGCUUAGAUUUUUGUAAUGUUUUCUGUAUGUAUGUCUUUGCCUCCUCUUUUUAAGGUGGUGGUAUUAGAGGGUUGCUUCCUCCUUGCGGUCUGCACCAAGUGAUGCUUUCAGUGAUGAGACAUGAUUAAUGGUUUCAGCCAUUUCCUAAAGCUUUGUUCACAUGGUGGUUUUAAAAUCAUAAGUGGUCUAAUAUGAGUUUUGGGCAGCCAGACAUUGCUGUUUCAGAAAAACUGGUUUAAGGAUUUUAUCUUAAUUUUCUAACCCAUAGCUUAAAUUGCACUGGUACUUCUUAGUUUUGGGGAUAUAUUCUAAUUCUAACCAGAGUGCACCGGAGCCCUAAAAAGAAGGCUCCGGCACUUUUUUAUGUAACUGAGCAAUUAUUUCAGCAGAACUUUGAUCUAGAAAAUUUUAUUAUAUGAAAAAUCGCUUAUCAAAUUUUAAUUUAUCUCUUUACAUUUAAAUUAUUUAAUUACUUUAAUUGUUUUAAUAAAUAAUUAUGAAUUAAUUAAAUA